This is a messenger RNA of Rhodofomes roseus, 1653 nucleotides long. RefSeq lists its product as uncharacterized. Bases 1 to 1653 code for a protein of 550 amino acids. The record is from RefSeq and is a predicted model, not a curated record. Lineage: Eukaryota; Fungi; Basidiomycota; Agaricomycetes; Polyporales; Fomitopsidaceae. The transcript is spliced from 5 exons.
AUGCAGCUCCCUCCCACAGAGACCCCCGGCAGUACUGCGCCCAACGACGGCGCAGUCCUCUCGGUGAUCCCGCUCCAACCCUCUGCUGCGGUGGCACCCGAGACCACGGACACCGACUUCACCGACGAACAGCUGCGUGAGGCCUCACAGAUAUACCACAUAGCCCGUGCAGUGAGAGAUGGACGACUCGGCCCCUCGCCUCUGAGCCAACUGAGCGAGCUCCGGGAUGCGCUGCCUGCCAUCGAUACACACACCUCCGUGGCUACGACACUCGCCGCCGCCGACGCUGAUAAUGGAGGGCCGCCCACGCCAGCCCCACCGCCCGCCCCCGCCGCAGCUGCGCUGUCCACACCGACCGCAGCGCCUGCUCCCGUCGCACCGACCGCGGUGCCUGCUCCCGUCGCACCAACAGCACCGCCUGCGCCUGUUGCACCGACCGUGCUGCCUGCGCCCAACGCACCACUGCCUGAUGCCGGCGCGGUGUCUGCUCCUGUCGUGCCGACGCCUGCUCCUGUCGUGCCGACGCCUGCUGCUGCCACCCCACAGCAUGCUCCCAUUGCGCCGCCUCCUGCCAUGCCUCCUGCUCCCGCCGUGCCGCCGCCUGCUCCCGCCGCACCACCGGCUGGUCUCGCCGCGCUGCCACCUGCUCCUGCCGCGCCGCCUGCUCCUGCCGCGCCGCCUGCUCCUGCCGCGCCGCCUGCUCCUGCCGCGCCGCCUGCUCCUGCCGCGCCGCCUGCUCCUGCCGCGCCGCCUAUGGGGCCGGCUGGACUCUUUGGGCUAGGGGGCACCUUCGUGCCCAUCAUUGACGACUUCGACCCUGACGUUCCCAAGUGGUACGUCGUGUGGCGCGGUGUUCGCGUCGGGGUCUUCGCAUCGUGGGACCAAGCUUCUUCGUACGUUAACGGGGUUUCCGGCGCCGCCCACAAAGGACACACUGUCUAUUCGGCGGCAAUCAAUGCCUUCUACACCGCCAACUUCGACUUUUCCCUUCGGCCAUCCUCGGAGAUGGGGCGACACGCUAAACAUCACACGCUAGACGAGCGAAAGGCCGCAAAGCGACAACAACAUACAAAGGCUUAUAUGCGGAAGAAUGGGGACUAUCCAAGUCCGUUCCUUGGGCCUAUGCCGGUGCAAUUACCUCCCGAUUUGGUCGAACUCGCCCGCAUGCCGUUCAAGAGUGGCGCGAGCUACGAACAUACCAGUAACCUCGGGUUACACUCGGCGCCAUACAGUUUCCGAGUCGCCGCCACUGGCAGCCCUACUAUCCAUGAGGGUAGCUCGAGGCAAGGAGGCAUACGAAGCUUGGAGGGAUUCCUGCGUCAAUUAAAUGGCGGGCAGUUCGAGUACAUGGUGGACGCGGGGUACGCGAGGAUGGAUUGCUGGAAGGGCUCUGACGACAUGGGAAGGGCAUCAUUCAGAACGGAGCUGGAGGAAGAGAUUAAUGCUAGGUUGGUAGCAUGGAAGGCAGAGUAUCGAGGAGUAGAACCGACAGACCAAGUGCAAAAGAUCGCACGCGACAUAUACCUCCACUGGGGUGCAAAACACAUUUGCUGUCUAGUCAAGGAGAUAGAGGCGAGCCAAAAGGGACUGGGAAAUCUACAGGCGUUGUGGGAUGCGGUCCAGCUACCUUGGCAAUGUAUGAACAUGUCGUAG